GUUGUGACAGCCAUGUCUCUGGAGAUGGAGAAGACCAUCACCAAGCUGAUGUACGACUUCCAGAGGAACUCCACCUCUGAUGAUGACUCUGGAUGUGCACUGGAGGAAUACGCCUGGGUUCCCCCCGGCCUCAGUCCUGAGCAGGUGCAUCAGUAUUAUAGCUCCUUACCAGAGGAGAAGGUCCCUUAUAUAAACAGCCCCGGAGAGAAAUACCGCAUCAAACAACUUCUCCACCAGCUGCCACCGCAUGACAAUGAGGUGCGUUAUUGUAACGGUUUGGACGAGGAGGAGAAACGAGAGCUCAAGCUCUUCAGCAACCAACGGAAGAAGGACAACUUGGGAAGAGGAAACAUCCGUCCUUUCCCGCUAACCAUGAAUGGAGCCAUCUGUGACAAGUGUGGUGGUCAAAUAAACGGAGGGGACAUUGUGGUUUUUGCUGCGAGGGCGGGUCACGGAAAAUGCUGGCACCCUCAUUGCUUUGUCUGCAGCAUGUGUGAGGAGCUGUUGGUGGAUCUCAUCUACUUCUACCAAGACGGCAAGAUCCUCUGUGGCCGGCACCACGCCGAGAGGCUGAAGCCCCGCUGCUGUGCCUGUGAUGAGAUAAUCUUUGCUGAUGAAUGCACUGAGGCGGAGGGCAGGCACUGGCACAUGAAGCACUUCUGUUGCUACGAGUGCGAGACCACCCUCGGCGGCCAGCGCUACAUCAUGAAGGACGGACGGCCUCACUGCUGCAACUGCUUCGAGUCCCUGUAUGCAGAGUACUGCGACGCAUGUGGAGAACACAUAGGCAUUGACCAAGGCCAGAUGACGUAUGAUGGGCAGCACUGGCACGCAACCGAGGAGUGUUUCUGCUGUGCCCGGUGCAAGCGCUCUCUGCUGGGCCGCCCCUUCCUGCCUAAACAGGGGCAGAUCUUCUGCUCACGGUCCUGCAGUGCUGGACAGGAUCCAGAUGAGUCCGACUCCUCAGACUCGGCCUUCCAAAGCGCCCGUUCCCGUGAGUCCCGCCACAGCACCAAGAUCGGCAAAAAGGAGCGCAGGAAUGCCGAGCAGGACCGGCGGAGUGCGGAGGCCCGCCAGUCAGCUCCUCCGCCCAUGCCCGACCGUCUGUCUGCUGAAAUCGAUCCCCUCUCCGUCCAGAUGGACCGUUUGAGCCUCGGGUCCAGCCAGACCCCGAGCAGGACACCCAACCGCACGCCCAGCCGCACCCCGAGCCGUGCCCCGAGCCUCAACCAGGUGUGGAUGAGCCGCGACGACCCCUACGUCCCCGCCGCCUACGAGGGCCCCCAGAGGGAACCCUCCCCGACACCAGCACCUAUACAUCUGCUGGCUCAUGGUAACCCCAGGCAGGGCUACAAUCCCAACGCAAACGCUCAUCCUCCAGCUCAGACUGCUGCCAACCCAGGGAAGAGGCCUGACUCCUGGGGGAAGGAGCAAGGCAACGCCAAGAGGACCCCCAUGGCGGCUCUGAGGGGCCACUCCUUCAAUGAGAACUGGACCCACCACAGCCAGGACGAGUUCAGGCCCAACAAGCUGCGCACCCAGAUGAGCUUCAACGAGAUGUCGAGCCAGAACCAGGGCUUCUCCGACAAGAGGAGCAUCAGCCUGCACGGAUUCCAGAGGGACGGCAGACCCCCGCUGACCAGGAGGAACCCCAUCAAUGCCAUGAGCUUCAACGAGCCCCUCACCCCUCUAGAACAGACUCCUCGUGGAUCCACGGAUUCCAUCACUAUAUCCAAUGCUACAGGUAACUCUCUGGACGGGGUCAGUAAGCGACAGGAGCAUCUGUCUAGGUUCUCCAUGCCGGACCUGAGUAAAGACUCUGGUGUGAACGUGUCCGAAAAGAGCAACAUGGGCACCCUCAGCUCCUCAGUCCAGUUCCACAGCACCGAGUCGCUGUCCUCCUCUCGCCCCUACAACAACAACAACAACAUGUACGCUCCACUGAGGGUCGGCUACCCGCUGCAGUACUGGGACGGCCCGCAGCCGCUGGGCUUCGACGGCAAAGGUCGCGUCGGGGUGAUGGGCAGCAGUGGGAACCUGCGGAUGGCUCCCAUGAGCGACAGGAUGCCCCGCCGGCGCAUCAACGGGCAGGAACCCGUGGCGUCGCAACAGCAACAGCAGCCUCAACCAAGGCGCCGCAAGCACCACCGUGGCAACCACGGUAACGGGCAGCACCGCAGUGGGCGCCACCACAAACGCUCUCGCCGCUCCCGCUCUGACAACGCCUUGCACCUGGUGGCGGACCGGCCUGCUCAGAUGGUGGAGCCGCCCUACCGCCGUGCCCAGGAGGAUUACGAUCGCUUCCCCGCCGGGAACGCCGCUCGGGAGUUGUUUGGCCUUGAUCCAGGCGGCUACAGACAGCAGCCCCAACGGCCCUGCCCCCGCACCACGUCUGAUCUCACCCUGCAAAACGCUGGCUGGCAACCCGUGGGGCUGGGUGGGCCGUGCUGGGGCGACGGGUACAUGGAGGCCGCCGACCCCUGGUGCUCCAGCUGCUCCUCUUCAUCCGAGUCAGAGGCAGAUGAGGGUUAUUUCCUGGGUGAACCGAUCCCGCGGCCCGUGCAGCUCUGCUACAUCAACAACGAGGAGCUGCGCCAUCGCUACAGCCCCUCUGGGAUAGCUGCCCAUCACGGGCCUCUGCACGGACCGAUUCACGGCCAGCUGCACACCCGCCAAAGGAGGAAGAGCAAAAACUGCAUAAUAUCUUAG
Anoplopoma fimbria (sablefish) is the source of this 2709-nucleotide messenger RNA. RefSeq names its product prickle-like protein 2. Lineage: Eukaryota; Metazoa; Chordata; Actinopteri; Perciformes; Anoplopomatidae. The transcript has 8 exons. Gene Ontology annotation, molecular function: zinc ion binding. The record is from RefSeq and is a predicted model, not a curated record. The coding region runs from base 13 to 2709 and encodes 898 amino acids.